Ruditapes philippinarum (Manila clam) is the source of this 3624-nucleotide messenger RNA. RefSeq names its product GTPase IMAP family member 9-like. The coding region runs from base 151 to 1032 and encodes 293 amino acids. The record is from RefSeq and is a predicted model, not a curated record. NCBI's taxonomy places the organism in Eukaryota, Metazoa, Mollusca, Bivalvia, Venerida, Veneridae. The transcript is spliced from 3 exons. Gene Ontology annotation, molecular function: GTP binding.
GAUCAAAGAAGUAACCAAUGUCAUUUGAGGAAAUAUCAAGUAGUGUGUGUACAGUUGUAGGGAUAUUUAGUAUUUGUCAUCCAACGUUGACAGUUUAACAUUGCCGACGGAAAAUAGUACUGGAAGAAGCAUUAUACUUCAAAUAAAACAAUGUUCAAAAUAAAGCAAUCCAGCAAUAUUCAAAAUGAGAUAAAAGUCAUCAUGAUCGGUAAAUCCGGUAAUGGUAAAAGUUCAACAGGCAAUACCCUGCUCGGUUACAAAGACUUCACUGUCGCGAGGAGUCUAAAUGCCGUCACAGAACAAUGUCACAUGGAAACGCGGUUUUUAAGGAAUGGGCAAAGAAUUAAAGUCGUGGAUACUCCAGGACUUUUUGACGCAGGUAACACUUUGGGAGGAAGAGCUCUUGAAAUCCUGAAAGCAGUCGAAAAAUGUCCAAAUCCAAAUGCAUUCUUAUUAGUAUUAAAUCCAAGUCGGUUUACAGAGGAAGAACUCUGUACAGUUGAAGUUAUACGCAUCAUAUUUGGAAAAGAGAUUUUUGAGCAUAUGUGUAUAGUCUUUACACAUGGAAGCGAGUUUCAAGAUCGCGAAGAGUUCAGAAAAUUUUGGGAAGAAAGUGAAUAUGUAAGAGAUUUGGUCAAAAGAUGCAAUGGCCGCGUUUUCAAAAUAGAGAAUAAGAAUCAGAAUCGAUAUGAGGAUGAAGACUUUCUAAAUCUCAUCGAUACAAUUCAAUCUUGCCCCGAGUACAAGUACAGAUACCUUGGUGAACACCAGGCAGCACUUAAAGAACAUCAGGAUAAGUACACAUCAGAGAAUAAGGACAUUAAAAGUCAAAUUGAAGACUUGGAUGUCAGGCUAAGUAGACGAAUAGAUCCAAAAAUUUGGAAGGAAAGACUUAUUACUGGAGUAGCCAUAGUAGGAUCAGUAGCAGCAACUGGAGUUGCUGUCUUUGUGGCACCAAAAGCUGUUGCAAAAACAGCUCUUGGGCUAGGGUGUGGGUUUGUUGGUUAUAGCAUGAAUAAAUUGUCAAAGUAGAACAAGAAAAGUUGUAAUUUCAAGUUAAAGUUAUUACAAUAAAUAAGUUUGUGAUAGUUGAAUAAAUUGAUAAACAUUAGUUUUGUUUCUUUGUGGAAGUCUUGAGUCUUCUUCCUAAAAGUAAUCAGAAAGUGUGUCAUCUAACUAAAGGAAACAUGACUAUCAUCCCAGUAAAGUUCUCACAAAAAAUCCCACUGAAUAAAGAAAACUUUUUAGCAACAAGAAGACCGCUGAUCUCCAUGUCCUUCCAUUUAUUUUGUUUUAUAUUAAGUGAAGUUUUAACAUCAUCACAUUUUAUCUAUAUGGUAUUUGCAAAUAGGCUUAAGAUGCUUGCUUCUUCAAUAAUUGUAUUUAACAUUAAAUCUUUGAAAUAAAAAAUAACGUAGAAACUUAAGAGGCAUAUUGGUCGAGCUAAAGGAUAAUAUUAAAACAACCCGUGUUCUUCGGAAACUAAAUUCAUACAUCAGCCUGGUUUAAUAACUUUUCCUGUUAUAUUUUUAGAGAAAAAUCAGCAUUUAGUGUUUAAAAAGGAGAUGUUUAAGUAGCAUAUAUUUUUCAAAUUUUCCUUAUAAAAUGGUAAAUGGCUUUAUCCAACAUUGAACAAGUCCAUUUUGGUGUUUUAUUUUGGUAGCGUUACUUUAUUACACUGUAAUAUAACCAGUCCGUUUUUUCCUUAUUAUUAUCGUUUUAAGUGUCGAACUUUAUUAUCAGGUUAUAAAAUAGAUGCAUUUUCACUAAAGAUGUUUUACCGGUGUGUGUUUUUUGGAGCUGAUUUUUUAUCGAAUUGAUCAUAAACCGAUUUAACUAUGGUGGCUUAUUGAUGGCACUUAGUAGUUUUGCAUUUUCGUCUUGAAAAUGCAUAUGACAAUAUAAAGUUGAUGCAAUCAAAGAAGAAAAACUACACUAAGCUAAAAUUAGAUUUAAAGUAGCAGUAUCCACGUCACACAACAUAACUCACCUACUAUUAAUUAUUCUUUUUUUUUACCAUUGUAUUAUAUAUCAUUCACUUCUGACUUUUUUGACAAUUUGUUUUUGAAAACAAAUACAAAAUUUUGUUUAUAUGUUUAAAUUUAUGGUUUGGUAAGUUGUUUAUUUGUUAUUUGUUUAACCAUACCGUAAUGUACAAUGUAGGCUGAGUAUAGCUAGCAUCAUGUUUUUCCAUCUGAAUUGAUGAUAAAGAUUCUAACUUUCAUUCAAGUUUUGUAUGUGUGCAAACAGCUGUCUGAUAAUUCAUGUCAAUGUAUCGGCCUGUUUUGUCAUAAUUCGAUAAUGGAAUUUAUAUAACUAUUUUUCAUUAUCUCAUUUUAAUAAUUGGCAUCAUAUACUUUUUUCUGUCUUUUUAGCACUUCCCGUCAUGCUUUGGUAAUGGGCUUUGCCAAAUGCACUCCCCCAAUGCUCAGUGUGUAAUAUCAUUUAUGCGGUCACCAGCGGUCAGUGAGGAAUGAUUGCUCGUGAAAAAGAUAAAAUAUAAAGGUGCCAUACUGAGUAAUUGGAUGUCAUGUUCUUAAUGUAAAUUACAAAAGAUACACUCGUGUUUCCACAAUCGUAUCAUUAUUUUUAAGUUUAAUUUCACUUACAACAUUUGAAAUAAUUAUUAUGUUAUAUUGCACCAUAUUGUUAUAAUUACCUUACUUUGCAUUAUAUUGAUUUAAAGAAGCAUUUCGUUUAAAAAGACCUUUCAUUAACUUUCAUUUUUACCAGAAGUAAAGGCUCUAAAUGAUUGUAUUCUUUUAUUUUAGAGUAGAUUGAACUUAUUAAUAGACAAUGAUAUUAUACUCAGUUAGCCUGGCCAAAAUACAAAUUGUUCAACUUUUACUUUGUCUUUCCUAGAAACUUAGAAUCUUAAAAGUAGUUGAAAUAUAAAAUUUGUUUAGUUUAAUAUUAGUUUCUAAUGUACAUAUUGUUAAACUCUACUAUUUUUAUAGUCAAUGUUAAUAAUUUUCCAUGUUUAGAAUAGUUUAUGUAAAGAAAUGAUAAGCCUAAAGCAUUUGUAAAGUAAACUCUGGUUGGCUGUUUGCAGACGAAUCCGAUAAGUUUUUACAAACAGUGUCACCUGUAUGUAGAUGUUAGCUCCCUUUGGGACUCGGAAGUUCAUUUAACCAGGCAUCUCUUGGAGUUUUGAUAUUCUGCUGCUAAUUUUUGGUAAAGUAACAUCUGUUAAAGCUCUCUAAGGUUAAUAAAUUAUUUUUAUGGCACUUUGGCAUUAAAGUAAACCUUAGAAAUAAUCUAAAUUUUAUAAAUUUGUAAGUAAUUUUAGUAAUAUCUUUUUACAAAAGUAAUUAAGAUUAAUGAAUAUCUUUUCUUUGUUCAAAAUGGUAGCCAUCUUGAAUGAAAAAAAACUAUUUCUUUGUUGAUAUAGACUAAAAAAGAGCUUGCUACUAUUUAGAUUUAUUAGUUUAAUAGCACAUAAUCAUUAAGGUUAUUUUUCAUAUUUUUCGUAAUUACAUUUAUCUUUCAUCUGGUUUAAAUCUUUAGUUCACUUGUUUAUUUUGAUUAUCAUAGUUUUGGUUUUAUAAGAACAGUUUAUAUUAUGGUACAUAUUGUCAACUUGUUUGGUUUUAAGUAACUUUUAGUUAAGUGUAAAUAAAAACC